GGAGGAGGAGGAGCAUAUACUGAUGCAGUCAGCUUGCAGCAUCCUGAUACACAUACAUAUAUAUCGCACUGAACCUACACCCUCCCUCCUUGCUGCAGAUUUCUGCGUGUGAUGUGAAGAAGAGAAACACAAGUGUUCACAGCCUUGGCACCAGUCAUCAGCCUACAGAAUUACGAUGCUGCAUUUUUCUGCUUACUUCUUGUGUUUGCUUCUUUUUCCUUAUGCUGCCUUACAAUCUACUAAAGGACCAGUAAGAUAUGGUCCAGUAUUUGAGGAACAGCCCCAGAACACACUGUUUCCAGAAGAUUCCACUGAAGAGCAAGUAACCCUCUCAUGUCGUACUCGAGCCAUUCCCCCAGCCAGCUACAGAUGGAAGCUGAAUGGCACCGAUCUGAACCUUGCUGAUAACUCUAGUUACCGGUUAUUUGGAGGGAAUCUGGCCAUCUCUAACCCUACUCAGUCCAAACAUGCAGGGACCUAUCAGUGUGUUGCCUCUAACACUUUGGGUACCGUGCUCAGCAAUGAAGCCUCACUACGAUUUGGAUACUUGCAUGAGUUUUCACCAGAAGAGAGAGAUCAAGUGAAGACAACAGUAGGACAAGGAAUUAUGUUGCCAUGUAACCCUCCACAGCAUUAUCCAGGUUUAUCCUACCGAUGGCUGUUGAACGAGUUUCCUAAUUUUUUGGCCAAUGGCAGCAGACACUUUGUGUCCCAAGUGACAGGAAAUUUGUACAUUGCACGGACAGAAGCAGAAGAUGUAGGAAAAUAUUCUUGUUUUGCCACCAGUCACAUCGCAUUUACAACCAAAAGUGUUUAUAGUAGUUUUACUCCACUUAUCGUCACUCCAGGAGCUGAGCCACGUUUGUAUGCACCAAGUAUUAAAGUACGCUUCCCAGUUGAGACAUACACCCUCGUAAGGCAAUCAGUGACAUUGGAGUGCUUUGCCUUUGGAAAUCCUGUGCCUCGUAUCCGGUGGAGAAAAGUAGAUACAUCACAGAAUCCUCAGUGGUUUUCAUCAGAUCCAGUUUUACAUAUUCAAAGUGUCAGUUUUGAUGAUGAUGGGACCUAUGAAUGUGAAGCUGAAAACUUUAAGGGGCGGGACACCCACCAAGGACGUGUGAUAGUACAAGCUCAACCAGAAUGGCUUCAGAUUAUUUCUGAUACCGAGGCAAAAAUUGGGUCUGAUCUCCUCUGGAAUUGUGCAACUUCUGGAAAGCCACGUCCCACAAUUCGCUGGCUGCGUAAUGGUAAACCAGCGGCCUCUCAGGCUCGAACAGAAGUUACCAAUGGACAGUUGAAAAUCACUAGUCUGCAUCUAAACAACUCAGGCAUUUACCAAUGUGUUGCAGGCAAUAAGCAUGGCACCAUCUAUACCAGUGCAGAGUUAACUGUGCAAGCUCUGGCCCCUGAUUUUCGUUUGUCACCAGUGAAACCUUUGAUCCCAGCCGCUCGAGGAGGUGAAAUCGCCAUACAGUGUAAUCCUCGUGCUGCUCCCACUCCAGUCAUCCUAUGGAGUAAAGGAACUGAACUUCUGCACAACAAUAGCAGAGUGACUGUAACAGCCAAUGGGACACUAAUCUUGAAAAAUAUUUCUCGUUCUGAUGAAGGAAAUUAUACCUGUUUUGCUGAAAAUAUCAUCGGAAAGUCAAACAGCACUGGAAUCCUCGGUGUAAGGGAAGCUACACGAAUCACUUUAGCUCCCUCUGGAUCUGAUAUUAAUCAAGAGGACAGCAUCAUAUUGCAGUGCCAUGCAUCCCAUGAUCCAACCAUGGAUCUUACAUUUACAUGGGAGCUGGAUGGGGUGCCCAUCGACUUUGAGAAAGAGCAAGAACAUUACCAAAGAGCUUCAGCGGAUGAAUCUGUCGGGGAUCUUCAUAUUAUUCAUGCUAAAUUAAGGCAUGCUGGAAAAUACACAUGUACAGCACAAACUGUAGUCGACCGCACAUCUGCUUCAGCUUCCCUUCUUGUGCGAGGCCCCCCCGGGCCACCAGGAGGUGUGCUUGUUAGGGAUGUGAAGGAAACAAGCGUUCAGCUGACUUGGAGCCGAGGUUUUGAUAAUCACAACCCUAUUAGUCGCUACAUGGUACAGUCGAUGGAGCCUGAAACAGAAAUCUGGAAGCCUACAAAAACAGAUCCACCCACUGUGGAGGGUAAUGCAGAAUCAGCACUUGUGGUUGGCCUUACACCAUGGACUGACUACCUUUUCCGCGUAGUGGCAAGCAAUAUUUUAGGAGUAGGGGAACUAAGUGCUCCUUCUUCUUUAGUGAGAACAAAAGAGGCUGCUCCUAAUGUGGCUCCGUCUGGCGUUAAUGGAGGAGGAGGUACACUGAAUGAGCUGACUAUUAACUGGACGCCUCUUGGCAGACAAUAUCAGAAUGGAGAUGGUUUUGGAUAUAUCAUAGCUUUUAAAAGAAAGACUGAGGACACUUGGCAAACAUUUAGAGUAUCUGGGGUGCAGUCCCAUCAGUUUGUAUACCGGAAUGAGACCAUUACAGCUUAUUUGCCCUUUGACGUCAUGAUCAAAGCUUUUAAUCGGAAGGGAGAAGGACCAUACAGUUUAGAGACCACUGUAUAUUCAGCAGAGGAUGAGCCAAACAUCUCCCCUUCCAAAGUAAAAUCUACAGCAAUAUCAUCAUCGGAUAUUGAGAUGGAAUGGAACCAUGUGUCACCUACUAAUGGUGUUUUACUGGGCUAUGAGAUUCGUUACUGGAAGGCUGGAGAUAAAGAGGCAGCUGCGGAUAGGGUGAGAUCCCCUAGUCUUGAUACUACUGCCAAAGUGAGCGGACUGAAGCCAAACACUUUGUACCAUGUGACUGUUCGCGCUUAUAACAGAGCUGGCACUGGACCACCCAGCCCAAUUGCUAAUGUCACUACCAGCAAAGCACCUCCUAAGAGACCUCCAAGUAAUAUUUCCUGGACACUUUCCCGCUCCAGCAUUACCAUCAAGUGGGAUCCAGUGAUACCAAUGAAGAAUGAGUCCUCUGUAACAGGAUAUAAGCUUCUUUAUAGGCUUGAUUCACAAUCAACUCCUACCCUGUAUGCAACCAGCAAGACAAGAGCAGAGCUUCCACUUCCUGAAGGGGCAAGCCAUGUGACAAUACAACUCUGUGCCACUGGAAAAGGUGGAGAUGGGGAACCAGCAGAAGUACACAUUCCCAAAGAUUUAGGCACCAGCAUGAUGGUAGAGAAUUCUGCUUCUACAUUCCUGACACAGGCUCAGGUGAUCAACUCUGCUGCUGUGUUGCUUCUUUUAUGUUUUGCAGUCUGACACAUCUCAUUUGUAAGACUCUUGAUGGAAAUUCUGGAUGUAAGCAAGAGCCUCUUCUCCUCCAUGAAGCUGAAACACAAAUAUCCUCAACAGCCAGAGGCAGCAAUUUUAUGUAGAUGAGGGUUAAAGAUGGGGAAUGACGCUUCUGAGAUUUGAGUGCCGUCUAGAAUAGCAAGUUGUUGGUGACUGCCAAAAGUGCAUGUUUUUCAGAUUUUAAUGUACAAGCCCAGCUUUCUUCUUCUUCACAGAUAUGAAGAGGCAUAAAAUCUCUUAUCUCUAUACUUUUUGGAUACUUUGAAGAGUGCUGGAAAACAUGACCUGUUGGAGGCCAACAAGGACUAGAACUAAGAAACACCGACCUAGAAGGAAAGCAGUUAUUGCACCAGAACUGUUUCAUAACAAUUAAAGUGCAUUUACCUUAGAAUGUUUUAGGGGAUGGGGGGUGGGGUUGGGUUGGGGCUGGAAGGGGCCAAAGAGCACUUUUUGAUGAGACACAUUGGGAAGUCAUGUCUUAUUAAGCCAUGUAUACAUGAUUUAUAAACUGCAAACAUUUUUCUUA
This is a messenger RNA of Rana temporaria (common frog), 3827 nucleotides long. It is a transcript of the gene CNTN2, whose product is annotated as contactin 2. Gene Ontology annotation, molecular function: cell-cell adhesion mediator activity. The coding region runs from base 176 to 3268 and encodes 1030 amino acids. The transcript is spliced from 23 exons. The record is from RefSeq and is a predicted model, not a curated record. Gene Ontology annotation, biological process: brain development; cell-cell adhesion. NCBI's taxonomy places the organism in Eukaryota, Metazoa, Chordata, Amphibia, Anura, Ranidae.